Brassica oleracea var. oleracea is the source of this 1331-nucleotide messenger RNA. Its product is annotated as protein CUP-SHAPED COTYLEDON 2. Gene Ontology annotation, molecular function: DNA binding. The transcript is spliced from 3 exons. Bases 31 to 1134 code for a protein of 367 amino acids. The record is from RefSeq and is a predicted model, not a curated record. Lineage: Eukaryota; Viridiplantae; Streptophyta; Magnoliopsida; Brassicales; Brassicaceae. Gene Ontology annotation, biological process: regulation of DNA-templated transcription.
GUUUCAUUAAAAGUUUAAGAUCUUUUCUUCAUGGACAUUCCGUACUACCACUAUGACCACGGAGGAGACAGCCAAUAUCUUCCUCCGGGUUUCAGGUUUCAUCCGACAGAUGAAGAGCUCAUCACUCAUUACCUCCUCCGUAAGGUCAUCGAGGGCUGCUUCUCAAGCCGUGCCAUCGCAGAGGUUGAUCUUAACAAGAGCGAGCCUUGGCAACUUCCCGGGAAAGCUAAGAUGGGAGAGAAAGAAUGGUAUUUUUUUAGCCUCCGUGACCGGAAAUAUCCGACGGGACUGAGAACGAAUAGAGCAACGGAGGCUGGUUACUGGAAAGCUACCGGAAAAGAUAGAGAGAUUUAUAGUUCAAAGACUUGUGCACUUGUUGGGAUGAAGAAGACUCUUGUCUUCUACAAAGGACGAGCUCCUAAAGGAGAGAAGAGCAGUUGGGUUAUGCAUGAAUAUCGUCUUGAAGGCAAAUUCUCUUACCAUUUCAUCUCCAGAAGCUCGAAGGACGAAUGGGUGAUCUCUAGGGUUUUCAAGAAAACCGGGUUAGCUACUACCGGAGCCUCAGUAGGAGCAAGUAUUAGCGUUAGCAAUGGUACUGGUACGUCUAAAAAGACAAAAAUACCCUCGAACAUCUCCACAAACUACCGUGAGCAACCAAGCUCUCCUUCCUCCGUCUCACUUCCUCCUCUCCUUGACCCCACCACAACCCUCGGCUACACCGACAGCAGCUGGUCCUACGACAGCCGUAGCACCAACACACCGGUCAUAACCACCGCAAUAACCGAGCACGUGUCCUGUUUCUCCACUGCCACUACUACAACUGCCUUGGGCUUAGAUGUUAACGUCGACUCAUUCAACCAUCUUCUACCGCCUGUGCCGCCUGGGUUUGACCCUUUUCUUCGCUUUGUCUCAAGAAACGUCUCGCCUCUAUCUAACUUUAGGUCGUUCCAAGAGAACUUCAAUCACUUUCCUUACUAUGGGUCGUCCUCGGCAUCCACCAUGACCACCUCCGUUAACAUGCCUUCUUCCCACGGUGGCACCGGAAUGAACUACUGGCUACAGACAACGGCAGAAGAGAACGAGACAAAGGCCGGUCUGCUUAAUGGUGGACUUGAUUGCGUAUGGAAUUACUAGUCACAGAAAGAGGCGUUAACUAAUAAUUGUGUUCCCGUUAGGGUUUUUUAUGUUUAAAUUUCUAGAAUGGUUAUGAUAUUUCUAAGUGUGUCGAGGAGCUUAAUAACGCCCCUAGCUUGGUGUUUUUGUUUAAUUAUGUAGUUUUGUGUAUCCGACCGUGUUAGUAUAAGGUGCUCAAGAAAGUGUUUUGUGGACUA